Megachile rotundata (alfalfa leafcutting bee) is the source of this 3769-nucleotide messenger RNA. RefSeq lists its product as uncharacterized. Gene Ontology annotation, biological process: regulation of transcription by RNA polymerase II. Gene Ontology annotation, molecular function: RNA polymerase II cis-regulatory region sequence-specific DNA binding; DNA-binding transcription activator activity, RNA polymerase II-specific. The record is from RefSeq and is a predicted model, not a curated record. Gene Ontology annotation, cellular component: nucleus. NCBI's taxonomy places the organism in Eukaryota, Metazoa, Arthropoda, Insecta, Hymenoptera, Megachilidae.
AUUGUCAAGUAGUAAAUUAUACAUUUCGAAUAUGACUUCGAUAGUUAUAUAGCAAAACUCGCAUGUAAUGGCCGACUUCGCGAUUCACUUAUCACAUCCCUAACUUCAUGAUUGUUGUGUGCGGCAUUUGUUUGCGCUGAAGUUCGUCUCUAAUGAGUUUUGUUAUUGCAGUUAUUACAAGAAGGUGCUGUUUAAUUUUGUGUAACGUAAUCAGUUACGAAUAAGCAAACGUUCUUUAAAAAUACUCGACUCUUCGAAAGUAACAAUAUGACAUUGUUCCAUGUCUGGACGCAUUUAGACCUUUUUACUGAUUUUUGUAAUUCAUCGUCAGGUUAGGUUCUUGUCGGGAAGCCGGUUCGGUUUUUGAAUUAAUACUUGCGUAGGUGAACAUAAUAAAUUUAAGUUAGGUUAAUAUUAGAAUAUAGAGUCAAUUUAAGGUCAUCAAAGACCCUUUACGAGGUCAGCGUCAAAAUCAAAAAUAUGGGAUCGUUGAACCUCGUUUGCCCAAUGUGCUGUGGCGAAACGUUUAAUAAUCCACAGUCGUUAAAGUACCAUUUAUUAAGCAUGACGGACAACCUAUACUGUCCUGGUUGUUCGCAGCGAUCCGACUCGGUAAUGGCACUUAUUCAGCAUUUGGAUCGGUGUGGACAGAACACUGAACUGGAUGAGAUGUGUGACACUAAGCAUGAACCCGAACGAGAGAUUCAGCAUGAAUCUGAACCGGACACAGAGGUGCUAAUGGUUGGCACCAAUAAAAAUGAUACAAAUGUUGAAGGAAUAGAUCAAAGCUUCUUGGCAACAGUAAAUGAUAGUGGAAUCAUGAUAGUUGGUGGACCUCAAACUAUACAAGUUGAUGAAAAUGGAGAGAUCAAAGUCGUAGAAAAAAUGGAAACUGAAGAGGUAGAAAUGGAGCAAAAUUCUUUGGAGUUUAAGAUGACGGAAAAAGUUCCUAUUACAACUGCUACUAAGGAAGUGAAAGAAAAGUCUUUAUCCCAGGAUCAACUAGUGACAAUUUCUGCUUCAAAAACAGAUGAUAAAGGCAAAAACAAAAAUAUGAUUACUAUUUUACCUGAUGGCUCUGAACUACUUGAUGGAGAUACUGAAGCUCUGAUAAAUAUGGAUCAUAUAAAUGAUGUAGGUGAACUAGAUGAGGAUGGAUUACUACAUGUUAAACAAGAGCUUUGUGAGAUUGAACCAGAAGCAGUUUAUAGUUGCACUAGUUGUGACAUGAGUUUUAAUUCUGUUGUGGAACACAUAAAACAGUUUCAUGAUGGACAAGAAGUACUACUUGAAAUAGCUGAUCAAUUAGAUGAUAUACCAACAGUACCUGCAGCUAGUACCUUACCUUCAGAUUCAGGAAGCGUGACAAAUACUCGGCAGAGACAAAGUAUGAAUACGCUUCGUACUGAGGAGUGUGUGGACAGUGAAGGAAGAUUAUAUACAAGAAAAGUAGUACAAAUAGAAAGGUUCUGGGAUAGAACUCCAGCUCAAACAUCGAAUCAAUCUGCUAAGGCACCUAUGAUUGAAAAAUUUUUUUCCAAUGUGGAAGGAGUAAAAGUACGUGAAAAGAGAUUGGAAGCCACUCCAGUAAGAAUGUACAGAUGUAAUCAGUGCCUUCAACAAUUCUCUAAAUUAGGAAACUUUCGAGUCCAUGCGUGUCUCCAUGGCAAUAAUCGUUGUGAUAGUUGUGAUCAAACGUUUGCAACGCCUAAAGCACUACAAUUACACGCAAAGGUACAUGAAGGUGAACCUGAUCCAAAUCAAAAAACCUUUAUUUGUGAAACUUGUGGUACAGAAUUUUGUUCGCAUAAAAGUUUGCGUUUACAUUCUCGAAUGCAUGCUCCCGUCAGAGCAAGACAUGUCGAUGCACCCGAAGGAACAGCUAGUGCAACAUUUACGUGUCCGGAGUGUGGUAAAACAUUAGCAGAAUCGUAUAAAGAAGCACACAUGGCAUUGCACUCUGGUGAUUCUGUAACUUGUACAGUUUGCAAUAGAAAAUUUGAUUCUGCUGAUAGUUUAGCAAUGCAUGCCGCAGUACACACGGAACUUAGUCAGCCACAUUCACCGACACCACCUGCAGUAGAAACUACAACAACCGAACCUACCGAAAAUCAAAAACCGUAUCAAUGUCAACACUGUGGUCGAAGAUUUACAAGACCUCACGAGAAAGUGAAACACGAGCGUAUCCACACCGGAGAAAAACCACAUGCCUGCGAAGUUUGCGGUAAAACGUUCCGCGUCUCUUAUUGUUUAACAUUGCAUAUGAGAACUCAUACUGGCGUAAGACCAUAUGGAUGUCAACAUUGUGGUAAAAGAUUUAAAGCUUCUUCCGUUUAUAAUCAUCACUUGCUUACACAUGGAGAAGAACGUGCUUAUACAUGUCCAUAUUGUCCAAAAACGUUUAAAACACGUGUUCAACUUGCGGGACACAAGAACAGUCAUACUAAACCGUUCCGUUGCACCGAAUGUUCCCGACCAUUUGCUUCUUUGUAUGCUGCACGUGCUCAUAUACAAACUCAUAAAAAAGACAACAAUUUGAAGUUCAGCUGUUACAUAUGCGGUGCAUCGUAUGGUAGAGCAUUCGCGUUAAAAGACCACUUGAAACAACACGGUCAAGAUGUGUUGACACCACCAGAACCAGCAAGAGAAGAAGAAAUUCAUGAGGGAGAAGAGUUCUUACUCGCGGAAGAAGAAGUUGAAGACGAUGAGUUAGUUAUACCAUCACCUUUACCCGUUGCACAAUCUUCAGAAGCUGACGAUACAGAAUGAGACUAUAAAAGCUAGUCAGAUGUUUGUUAUAAAUUGUAUUUCAACAUUGUUCACCCAAGCGGCAAAAAAAAUGGCAAAUAGGCUUCUAUUUUACGUAGUGUUCAAAGACUAUCAGCAACAUUUCUAUUCAUGCAUUGAAUAGUAAGAAAUUUUAGUUUUUACGGAAAAAUAAUAUUCUGAUAAGAACUGCUGUGACUAGAAAUGAUAGUGUUUGUAAAUAACGUAUGAUAAAUUUUGUAUAUCCUCAUUGGCAAUGUGUGGAUAGGUAAUGUUACGUACGAAUAGUAAUUGUAUUAUGAAAGACUAGUUUUAUCGUGUUUGUUUAAUAUAUUGAAGUAAACAACCUAUCAUAUUUAAUUCCAUAAAUUGUUUUAACAAUUGAGUUGUGUUGUUGAUUACAACUAUGUUGUAAUUUUUGGUCAUUCAAACCUUUCCUAAUGUCUUGUUUAAUAUUUUAUUUUACGUAUAACAAAAAAAAAUUCUAAUGAGAAACAAAGAUUACUUUUAGUAAUAAUUUAAGUUCUGGUAAUGAUUACAAAUUAUAAUAAAACAAUGUAGAUGUAAGCAUCAAUGCAGUGCUAACCAUUCUGUAAAAAAAUCGAUAAUUCUAAUUAUCGAUAAUUGUUGCUAUUAACAUUAAUAUGUAAUUCGCAUACUUAAUCUAGAAGUCAUAUCUUUAUUAUAUUUCUCAUGCAAAAUAGAAAGACUACACUUUACUGUUUAAUAAUUAAAUAAAAAAUAGUAUUUAUUUGGAUUAUUCAGAAUAUGACUGAUUAGAAAGUAAUUUAUCAAGUACAAAUUAUAAUAGAGUAUAACAGAAUGAGUGUAAAAAUAUUUUUACUUUAAUGUGCCAAAUUCAUAUACCUGUUGAGAAACGAGACAAAAUUUAUAAAAGAAAGAAGAUCGCACGUAAUUUACUGCACAGAAUGUACGUGUGCUCGUAUGUACACUUCUACAAUUAGAUCAAAUGUAACUAAAUAUUAAAAUUCUAUUUAGAUAA